CCGAGCACGGACGUCAGGAACAAAAGCUCUGGCGGUGGAGUCUGGCAGAGGCAAGAACGGAGCAUGGGGUGUUUUUGAAUAAUUAUUAAAAUUAGCAUGUGUCUGCGCCAUCCUGUGGGUGUGGCGCAGAGUGGAGUGUAAACUCUAGUCCGGCUGGAGCAAACAUUGGAUUAGCGGCUGCAGCUGCCAGCCAGCACCAGAGUGCAGGGACCAGAGCUCUGCACGCAGACUGACACCAUGGCCUCGUCUCAAGGGAAAAACGAGCUGAAAUUCGCAGACUGGAUGGCAACUCUUCCGGAGAACAUCCACAGCAUCCCCCUCACCAAUUUAGCCAUCCCAGGGUCACAUGAUUCCUUCAGCUUCUACAUUGAUGAAGCCUCUCCAGUAGGUCCUGAGCAGCCAGAAACUGUCCAGAAUUUUGUAUCUGUGUUUGGAACUGUAGCCAAGAAGCUGAUGCGGAAAUGGCUAGCCACUCAAACAAUGAACUUUACUGGUCAAUUAGGAGCUGGAAUCCGCUACUUUGACCUUCGAAUUUCUACCAAGCCCAGAGACCCAGACAAUGAACUGUACUUUGCUCAUGGCUUAUUCAGUGCCAAAGUCAAUGAGGGUCUUGAAGAGAUCAAUGCAUUCCUCACAGAUCACCAUAAAGAGGUAGUGUUCUUGGACUUUAACCAUUUUUAUGGGAUGCAGAAAUAUCACCAUGAAAAACUGGUCCAAAUGCUGAAAGACAUCUAUGGAAACAAAAUGUGUCCAGCAAUUUUUGCCCAGGAAGUGAGUUUAAAGUACCUGUGGGAGAAGGACUACCAAGUGCUGGUCUUCUACCACAGUCCAGUGGCACUGGAAGUGCCCUUUCUCUGGCCUGGGCAGAUGAUGCCAGCACCUUGGGCUAAUACCACAGACCCAGAAAAAUUGAUCCAGUUUCUUCAGGCAUCCAUCACUGAAAGAAGAAAGAAGGGCUCAUUUUUUAUAUCUCAGGUGGUGCUGACACCCAAAGCAAGCACUGUGGUCAAAGGUGUGGCAAGUGGCCUCAGAGAAACAAUCACAGAAAGAGCUCUUCCUGCCAUGAUGCAGUGGGUCCGCACACAGAAGCCAGGAGAGAGUGGCAUCAACAUUGUCACUGCUGAUUUUGUAGAACUUGGUGAUUUUAUCAGCACUGUAAUAAAGCUCAACUAUAUCUUUGAGGAAGGAGAAGCCAACACUUGAUGUCACUGUCUGGAGUGCCCAGGAGUAAGACAGAGAAGAUUCAUUGUAUUACGCAUAUUAUCAGUAAACCCUCCGAUCUUCCCAGUCCACUGAGUCUCUGAAGGAAUUAGGCUGCUAGUGGGUGGGAAAGGGGGGAAGUCAUUUCUUCAGUGAUUGUGACCAUACUCUGCAUUACUAUAAAUAUGUCAUUUCCUAUUUGAUGAGUAAAAUCUACUUCUAGUGUUAGGGAUAGAAAGUUAACAGUAAAUUUUGUUUUACAAAAUUAAUGUUUAUAAUGUGUAACUCAUGAGUGUUCACUUGAUUGCAUUUUCUAAUUUCAUCCUAGGGCUCCUAUAUUGUUCGUACCCUGUAUCCUUUCCACUUCUUCUCUUGCUCGCUCGCUUUUUCUAAUUAGAUUCAGUAUGGGUGUCAAAACAACUGAAUGCCCAAAAUAAUGUGUAUUACAUUGUUGUGCUGAACUUUGUUUGUUUUGUGAGACUUGGUAAAGCAUUCUGUAGCCAUCUGCAAUGGGGAAUCUGUAAUUAACUUUUGGUCAUACAGAAUUUAUGCAUCAAAUCAGUUUCCUUGCAAUAUUAAUACUGGAGAUCAUUAACAGUGAUUUUUGUGUUAUACAAAAACAAUAGUGUUUCACAGUAUUUCCAUGUAAGGCAGCUAUGAUUAAAGUGCAAAAACUUUUUGGAAGGCCUAUGAGUGUGAACUCCAUAGU
This is a messenger RNA of Nannospalax galili (Upper Galilee mountains blind mole rat), 1909 nucleotides long. RefSeq names its product phosphatidylinositol specific phospholipase C X domain containing 3 (gene Plcxd3). Gene Ontology annotation, cellular component: synapse. The transcript is spliced from 3 exons. Lineage: Eukaryota; Metazoa; Chordata; Mammalia; Rodentia; Spalacidae. Bases 238 to 1203 code for a protein of 321 amino acids. The record is from RefSeq and is a predicted model, not a curated record. Gene Ontology annotation, molecular function: phosphoric diester hydrolase activity. Gene Ontology annotation, biological process: lipid metabolic process.